Molecule: messenger RNA, 3268 nt
Organism: Hypanus sabinus (Atlantic stingray)
Lineage: Eukaryota; Metazoa; Chordata; Chondrichthyes; Myliobatiformes; Dasyatidae
Product: zinc finger protein 27-like
Exons: 4
Coding region: 790-2415 (541 amino acids)
Biological process (GO): regulation of transcription by RNA polymerase II
Molecular function (GO): DNA-binding transcription factor activity; RNA polymerase II cis-regulatory region sequence-specific DNA binding
Source: RefSeq, a predicted model, not a curated record
UGCUCAGUCCGGGAUUGGCCCUGCGUUUUUUCGUACUUUGUGUAAGCGGGUCGGCGGACGGAUCGGGAUAGGGAGGGGUCUUCCCUCUUGGAGCGGGGAGCCGGGACGGAUUAUUCUCUGCGGGGCAACACCAGCAAUUUCCCUUCGUUAGACCUGGGGUGAGAGAUUUAUUGGAAUAAAAACCCCAACUGGAAGGAAACCACGACUGUAGACGAGGGAACAGCAACAAGUGAACCAGCCCAAGGAUUGAGAGCAUCAACUGGAGAGAACCCAUCUGACUCGGAGAUUCCAGUGAUUCAGUCAGGAGAAAGUUCGAGGUCCAACUUCAAGAAGAUGGUGGCUCCAUGAAGUGGCUCGAAUGCAAAACUUACAAGAGGCAGUAGGUUAAAAUGACAAGGAAGUUGUCUGCAGGAAUCUCGAAGACAACACGCCAGUUUUGCUGUCUCUAUCUAGAUAUUUAAAAAGUGGAACAAGGGAUUCACUCGAUCAUCCUUCAUGCUCAGACUGUGAGGAGGGAUUCACUCAUUCACCUGACUGACUGGCACGCCCGUCAUUUUACAGAGGGGAAGGGGCAUUCACCUACUCAGACAGUGGGAAUGGAUUCACUUGGUCAUCUUAACUGAAAAUGCAUCAGCACGUUCACAAUGGGCAAGACCAUUGACCUAUUCUGUGUGUGAGAAGGGAUUCAGCCGGUCUUCCUACCUGUGGACACACCAGUCAGUUCACACUGGGCAGAGGCUGGACAGCUGCUGAAUUUAUGGGGAAGGAUUCACUCAGUCAUCUGACCUAAUGGCUCACCAGCAAGUUCACACUGGGGAGAGGCCAUUCAUCUGCUCGGACUGUGGGAAGGGAUUCAAUUCCUCGUCCCAACUGAAGGUACAUCAGAGAGAUCACACUGGGGAGAGGCCAUUCACUUGCUCGGACUGUGGGAAGGGAUUCAAUUCCUCAUCCCAACUGAAGGUACAUCAGAGAGUUCACACUGGGGAGAGGCCAUUCACUUGCUCAGUCUGUGGGAAGGGAUUCACUCAGUCAUCCCAAUUGAAGAUACAUCUGCGAGUUCACACUGGGGAGAGGCCAUUCACCUGCUCGGACUGUGGGAAGGGAUUCUCUUGCUCAUCCCAACUGAAGGUACAUCAACGAGUUCACACUGGGGAGAGGCCAUUCACUUGCUCAGUCUGUGGGAAGGGAUUCACUCAGUCACCCCAACUGAAGAUACAUCUGCAAGUUCACACUGGAGAGAGGCCUUUCACCUGUUCAGACUGUGGGAAGGGAUUCACUCGAUCAACUAACCUGAAGGUACAUCAGCGAGUUCACACUGGGGAGAGGCCGUUCACCUGCUCAGACUGCGGGAAGGGAUUCACACAGUCAUCCCAUCUAUUAGCACACCAGUCAGUUCACAGUGGGGAAUGGCUGUUCACCUGCUCAGACUGUGGGAAGGGAUUCACUUUCUCAUCUCACCUGAAGAUACAUCAGCGAGUUCACACUGGGGAGAGGCCAUUCACCUGCUCAGACUGUGGGAAAAGAUUCACUUUGUCAACUCAGUUAUUGAGACACCAGUCUGUUCACACUGGAGAGAGGGCAUUCACCUGCUCAGACUGUGGGAAGCAAUUCACUCAAUCAUCUGAUCUACAGAUACACCAGCGAGUUCACACUAGGAAGAGGCCAUUCACCUGCUCAGUCUGUGGGAAGGGAUUCACUCAGUCAUCUCAUCUGAGGGUACAUCAGCGAGUUCACACUGGAGAGAGGCCAUUCACCUGCUCAGACUGUGGGAAGGGAUUCACUCAGUCAUGCCACCUAAUGUCUCACCAGCGAGUUCACACUGGGGUGAGGCCAGUCAAUUGCUCAGACUGUGGGAAGGGAUUCACUUGCUCAUCUGAACUGAAGGUACAUCAGAGAGUUCACACUGGGGAGAGGCCGUUCAGCUGCUCAGACUGUGGGAAGGGAUUCAGUCAGUCAUCCCAACUAAAGGUACAUCAGCGAGUUCACACUAGGGGGAAACCAUUCACCUGCUCAGACUGUGGGAAGGGAUUCACUUGCUCAUACACCCUACUGAGACACCAGUCAGUUCACAAUGGGGAGAGGCAGUUCACCUGCUCAGACUGUGGGAAGGGAUUCACUCAGUCAUCUGACCUAAUGUUUCACCAGCGAGUUCACACCGAGGAGCGGCCAUUCACCUGCUCAGAAUGCGGGAAGGGAUACACUCGCACAUCUGAACUGAAGGUACAUCAGCGAGUUCACACUGGGGAGAGGCCGUUCAGCUGCACAGACUGUGGGAAGGGAUUCACUCAGUCAUCCCAACUGAAGGUACAUCAGCGAGUUCACACUCGGGAGAAGCCAUUUACCUGCUCAGUCUGUGGGAAGAGAUUCGCUUAUUCAUCCUCUCUACUGAGACACCAGUCAGUUCACACUGUGUAGAGGCUAUUCACCUGCUCAGUUUGUGGGAAGGGAUAUACUCAAUCAUCUAAACUAAAGGUACAUCAGCGAGGUCACAUUGGCGAGGGGUCAUUCACCUGCUCAGACUGUUAUGUAACUCUCGCUUCAGCUAUCAGCUAAAUAAUGGGGGGUGAUUGCCCCCAUCCACUCCGAGCCUGGCCAAACUUAAGAAAUCUCAUUUGGGUGGACUCUGCAUGAUGUGUCCCCUGCUACAAAUCAGUACCCAGAAACAACAAACAGUACACAAUAUGUGAUUAAAUGGUUGGGCUUUUAAAUCUUACUUUGACUAUAGGGUUAGUAAAGAAAAUGAAGAUAAAAGAAAAAGGGCCCACUCUCUCCAUUCACAUCUUCUUAUCUCUCCCUGGCAAAGACCACAAAAAAAUCUCUCUUCCAGACUCACAAGAAAGAACAACAUUUCUGUCAUUGGAUAGCCCCGCACUCCAAAACCCUGUUUUCUCCAGUCAUAACCUAAACAUUGCUGCUACAGAAAUCAUUACCUCAGCAGUGAAACAUUACCGAGUGCCCAUUACAUUAGCAGUGAAACCUUACAGCAUGUUACACUUGUGACACACUACCAUGUUCAUACUGGGAAGAAAGUUUCAAUAAGCUUCAUGCUGGAUAUUUGUCCAUCACUGUUGCUGAAUGCAAUUUUGAGAGUGACUGUCAGUGCUGAACUCUGCAAUUAUUGCUGUUGCUCACCAGAUCCAGUUCUGCACCCUGGUUACCGGGCAUGGGUGGAGUUUCUUCUGCUGUAUAUUCCAAUUUAAUGUGACUGGAGUUUAAUAUUCUGGAUCUGAAAAAAAAAACAGUUUAUUUUAAAGUCUGUCUCAGGUAU